AGAAGUGAAACGUCUUUUAGCGGGCGUCUGGCUGUACAGCGCCCUGACGUAAUGUGAGGGGACUACGGGCAGGGUUGAGCUGGACCAAUGAGGAGGCGCGAGGGGGCUGGUUUGCCUGUUCUCACGCCCAACCCUCAGACCCAGCCCCAGGAAAGUUUCCCUUCUAGGAAGGAGAGAAGCGAACAUGGCAGCGCGUUGGUGGCUUUGGUGCGUCUCUGCGACCGUAGCGGUGGCACUGCUGCUCGUUUACGGGGUUCCCUCAGCCUCUGCCCAGAGAAAGAAGGAGAUGGUGUUAUCUGAAAAGGUUAGUCAACUGAUGGAAUGGACCAAUAAAAGGCCUGUAAUAAGAAUGAAUGGAGACAAGUUCCGUCGCCUUGUUAAAGCCCCACCGAGAAACUACUCCGUUAUUGUCAUGUUCACUGCUCUCCAACUUCAUAGACAAUGUGUCGUGUGCAAGCAAGCUGAUGAAGAAUUCCAGAUCCUGGCAAACUCCUGGCGAUAUUCCAGUGCAUUUACCAACAGGAUAUUUUUUGCUAUGGUGGAUUUUGAUGAAGGCUCUGAUGUAUUUCAGAUGCUAAACAUGAAUUCAGCCCCAACUUUCAUCAACUUUCCUGCAAAAGGGAAACCCAAACGGGGUGAUACAUAUGAGUUGCAGGUGCGUGGAUUUUCAGCUGAGCAGAUUGCCCGGUGGAUUGCUGACAGAACUGAUGUCAAUAUUAGAGUAAUUAGACCCCCAAAUUAUGCUGGCCCCCUUAUGUUGGGAUUGCUUUUGGCUGUUAUUGGUGGACUUGUAUAUCUUCGAAGAAGCAAUAUGGAAUUUCUCUUUAAUAAAACUGGAUGGGCUUUUGCGGCUCUGUGUUUUGUGCUUGCUAUGACAUCUGGUCAAAUGUGGAACCAUAUAAGAGGACCACCAUAUGCUCAUAAGAAUCCCCACACAGGACAUGUGAAUUAUAUCCAUGGAAGCAGCCAAGCCCAGUUUGUAGCUGAAACACACAUUGUUCUUCUGUUUAAUGGUGGGGUUACCUUAGGGAUGGUGCUUUUAUGUGAAGCUGCUACAUCUGACAUGGAUAUUGGAAAGCGAAAGAUAAUGUGUGUGGCUGGUAUUGGACUCGUUGUAUUAUUCUUCAGUUGGAUGCUCUCUAUUUUCAGAUCUAAAUAUCAUGGAUAUCCAUAUAGCUUUCUGAUGAGUUAAAAAGGAUUCCAGAGAUAUGUAGACACUGGAGUAAUGGAAAUUGAAAAAUGAAAAACGUGUGUGUGAAAAGAAGAAUGCAAUUUGUGUAUUUUGUAUUACCUCUUUUUUUCAAGUGAUUAAAAUAGUUAAUCAUUUAACCAAAGAAGAUGUAUAGUGCCUUAAGAAGCAAUUUUCCAUCAAAAUCAUGAAGUAUUUGGAUAUGAUUCUCCUCUUAACCUUCCCUUCCCAGUAAACUUUGUGGAAUAUUUAAUUUAGUGGAAUUAAAUAUUUUUUAAAAAUUUUAAAGCUACUACUUCAUUUUAGUUACAACAAGGUUCAAAACUGCUUUAGUUAACUUUUGACCAUCUGAUUUUUUAUUAUCUUAUCCAAAGGUGUGGGGGGCAGUUCUGAUAACAACAUCAAGAAUCCAUUCUUAACUUUUCCAUCUUUGCAUGUAUGUGUAUACUUUGCACAUCUUUCCUUUUGGGCAGAGAAAUCAUAUGUGCUAUGUGUCUUCUGAAAAUGGAACACCAUUCUUCAGAGUACAUGUCUAGACUUUAGAAAAAAAGACUAGCCAGUCCUCCUCCAUCUUUCCUCCUGAAAUGCAGUGCAAACUAUGCUUCUUGGUAGCUGUAGACAUUAAGAAAUAUCUCUAAAUGCAGGAUUAUGAUUUCUGCAUGAGUGUGGUAUUAACUACCUGUAUUUGGAAAGAUUUCAGGCUCAUUCUGUCUCCCUAGUUUUCUUUUAUUUAAGGUGGGCGCCUUUCUAAUAAAAAUGUAGCUUAGUGCUAAAAUCAGUGUAAAUUUUAAAUGGUCUAAAACGUUUCUGCAAAUUAGAGCUCAUCACUUAUUUCAUUUGUACCUAAGAGAAAAAGCUAGGUUCAUCUGGUUAAGUUGAUAUCUGUAUUACAGUUGCAACAUAUAUAAUUAACCCUUGUGUUUAGGAAAAGGACUCCCCUAGAUUGGGAAAAUAAAAUCAUGAAAUAUUAAGCUGUUGCCUGUGAAUAGAAAGUAAAUGUUUCUUGAAAGCUGUUCUGGUUUUUGCUAUUAUUUUAGCCUUCAUUUUCUCACUUUAAGUGGAGAACAAAGUAAUCAUUUGAAGAAGUUUUGAGUUUUAUCUUUUUUCUGUCAGUGAAAAUAACCGUAUGUGCUAACCAAAUUUCUGUGAAGAAUGGAAGUUGAUGGUUAUCAUUAGAUCUAGCUAUAACCUCCCGCAUAGUCAUAAAGAGUAUCCAGAAAUGCCACUGUUAAUGGAAAUAUGAGAAUUCUGAUAAUGAAAAAAAUGUUUAAUAAAUCUUAGAAGUAUUAUUACAUUAAAAUAAUACUGUGACUGCCUGCUACUAUUUACCAUCUAAUAACUCUCCCACGUGGUCUGGAAGUCUUAUAUAAUAGAGGUUUGAAGAAAGAGAUGGAUAUAAUUGCCUAAGAAGAAAUGUUGUAUGUGGGGGUUUUGUUUUUGUUUUUGUUAGUAGAUUUGGUGGGUGAGGGGAUAUUUACUCUCUAGUGGAGCCUGUUUUUGUUACUCCACUGUAAAUUGUAUGAUUCUGGAUUCCUUAUCUGCUGUUCUUGUACUUGUCUCAGGCCAAGUAAAUUUAUGCUGUGAUUCUUAUGAGACUUGUAUGAAUAUACCCUGAUUUGUACAUACUAACCGGGGGAAUAUUACUGCCAUGUAAAAUGUAUAGCUCCAGAUAAUUUGCAACGAACAUUGAAAGAAUGACAGUUUUUUUGGUAUUUGUUUUGUCUCUUAAGAGCACAUUGUUCUUCUUUAAGGAGAGAAGUUGCAUUCUGGCUAAAAUCUGUAGAAAGCAGAUUUACUACACUUAGAAUAGUGUUACUUUUGUGGAAAUGUUGAAAUUAGCUUUCAUCUGAAGUGCCUUAAGUAGACUCUUAAUUAACUUUUCUAGCAAUUGUUUAAAUAUUAUUUGUUAUGCAUUUAAAAAUACUAUUUAAAAUGACACAUUGUAGUGACAAAGAUAACCAAAUGUCUGGCUGUUUGCUUUUUGAUCAUAUCAAUAAACUUUUACAAUCUAAAUUCUGA
Messenger RNA from Orcinus orca (killer whale), 3208 nucleotides. It is a transcript of the gene MAGT1, whose product is annotated as magnesium transporter 1. NCBI's taxonomy places the organism in Eukaryota, Metazoa, Chordata, Mammalia, Artiodactyla, Delphinidae. The transcript has 10 exons. The record is from RefSeq and is a predicted model, not a curated record. Gene Ontology annotation, cellular component: oligosaccharyltransferase complex. The coding region runs from base 185 to 1192 and encodes 335 amino acids.